Messenger RNA from Macrosiphum euphorbiae (potato aphid), 321 nucleotides. Lineage: Eukaryota; Metazoa; Arthropoda; Insecta; Hemiptera; Aphididae. The record is from the annotation of a GenBank genome assembly.
AUGCCUAUGUGUUUUAUAUGUAACCAAACAUUCAGUUUAAAUUCUAAUUUAAUCACUCAUUUAAAUAUUUUUCACGAUCCAAAAUCUUUGAUGGAGUUUAAAUGUUUGGAACCUAAUUGUUGUAGAGUUUUGACUACUUUUCACUCAUAUAAAAAUCAUUUGACCCUACAUACAAACUUACCCGAUGUUUCAACUUCUAAUGAGUAUUUGAAUUUUACUAAAGAACACAAAACUUCAGCUCUACACUUUGUCAGUUGCCCAGUUUUAAAUGAUGACAUCCCUUCAAGUCAUCACUGUACAGAAUCAAUUACAAUUAAAUAA